Bursaphelenchus xylophilus (pine wood nematode) is the source of this 11961-nucleotide messenger RNA. The record is from the annotation of a GenBank genome assembly. NCBI's taxonomy places the organism in Eukaryota, Metazoa, Nematoda, Chromadorea, Rhabditida, Aphelenchoididae.
AUGGCUGACAGUCGAAUAAAUCGACUGUCCCAGCUGCUGGAGUCGCGGAAUCGAGUACUCCGAGGCGAAGCGGCCACGCAAUUGGCUCAAUUCCCCUUGACGAAUGCUGGCUUGGUGCAGAAUUUGAGGAAACAGUUGCAGUCCGCAAGUUGGGAGACCCGCUCGGCAGCUGCGGAUGCGUUGGGGCAUGUGUUGGACAAGUUGAAUUCAAGAUUGGCCAAAAGAUCCUAUGAUUAUUCGAAAUUUCUGCCGCAGACCUUGGACAAGCUGAAUAUUGGGGAGAUUGUCAAACAAUACAACUUUCUUGUCAGGUGAGGCAGCUUUUUAUUACUAUUUCUUCCGUUUUUAGAUACAAUUUCAUUUUUUUUCGACGAUCACAAAUUUGAUGGACUGCCCAACUAAGACAAUGUUUUUAGCUGUGAUGAAACGUCGAUUCCUCUAAAGAAAGGUGUGAAGUUGUCGAAGAAGGAGCAACGGCAGCUGGUGGAUCAACAUUUGGACCUGAAUUUUCGGACUGGCGUCUCCUGUGGGCAAUUCUUGGCGGAUGAAGACCUGGGAAAUGAUGCCUCCAAUGAUUCGAGCUCUUCCGAUGAAAAGAAGAGCGAUCUGAAAGCUGUUCAGUGUGAAUUACCUUCCCCAUCCAAGGUGAAAGCUGAAAUUAAACAAGAAAUGGCGGAAGAGAAGCCGGUGAUAUCAGGAGAAGGGCAAAACGGAGAUCAAGGAGAAGAAGGGUUAGGUGUGGACGAGGAGAAUGUAAGGGAGUUUUGAGGUGCUAAAAUAGCUUUCUAACAUCUUUUUGGGAAAUUUUACAGCUUUUAUUUUGUUUUCGAAGAGUUUCGAGUACCAUAUUAUUUAGUACCAUAUUAUUUUAUAUCUGUUUUUGAGAUCACAUUAGAUCAAAUUUUAGGUCUUCUAUGAGUUUCUAACCCAAGUUCUGACUGAUCUCGCCUCUCCCAAAUGGCAACAGCGGCAUGGAAACGCGAUGGCAGUUGGGAAAAUCGUUCAGAAUGCGUUCAAAAUGUAAAUUUCGAUUUUCUCCACCUAAAGUAAUAUAAUUUCAGUCUGACCCCAGAAGCAACCGAGACAUUGACUGUCCGGAUGAUCUUUGUCUUGUCGCUAGAUAGAUUUAACGAUUUUGUAACCGGCUCCAAUGCAGUUGCACCGGUUCGUGAGGCCAUUGGACAAGGCUUAAGUUUGCUCAUGUUGAAGAUCGGAAUUGACACUCCGCUGGUGUCGGCGUUGAUCAAUCCGCUACGACAGCUGCUUUGUAUGAAGGGGAAUGCUGUGAGUUUAUUUUUUCUCGUUUUGUUCGACUUUUAGGCCUCAAAUUGUCUAAAGUAAUAUCAGACGUCAUGUGUAAUAUAAAAUGGUCACGAAAUGCUAAUGAUUUGCCUUUCAGUGUUGGCAAUGUCGACAGGCGGCCCUUCUGGUCCUCAAAUAUUACUUUAGCAUGUGCGAUUCGGGCGAAAAAUUCUUCGAACUUUUCGAUUUUGUGGUCAAAGCCAUGUAUGACAAGAUGGAUGAAGUGGUCUCAGUAUCGGUCCAUACACUCAGUUCCUUGUUUAAUAAUCAGAAGAUUGACCCUGUAAGGAAGCGGGAUCACAUUGAUGUGGUCAUGAAGAGCGUUUGGUGGAUGCUGAUGGAAAAUGACAGCGAUUCUAUGGUAAAUUUAUAAUUUUUUAAGUGGGAUGUGUGAUUUUUUAGUCUAUUAUGGUGUCUUAUGAUAUUUUUGGGCCGAAAUUGAUCUAAUUGUUAGGAUAGGCAAUAGAAAUUUGAUCAAAUUUGAUUUUUGGUGUCAUGGAUAAUAUAAUUUUUGUUGAGUUGCUUGAUGAAAUUGAUGUUUUUAUAGCAUACAUAGUAUUCUAAGUACGAUAGAAGUAUUGUUUUUUGAUUUUGGAGUGAUGCAAAGACAUAAAUUGUCGUAUUUUACCUAAAGUAAUAUAAUUUUUCUUGAAAUUAUUAAUGAAAUUGGGGUUUUUAUAGCCGUCAGAGCUUUGGGAAGACGAAUUAAUUUUGAUUUUUUGUAUUUUAUAAAAAUUUUUUAUUUGUUGAUAUCGUAUUCUACCUAAGGUAAUAUAAACUUUUCAGCAAAUUAAUGAUGGGGUCUCCUCUUUACUUGUUGAUCUCCUUGGAAUCGUCCAAAAUUGGCUGGUUGUUGUCGAGGAUUCCCAAUUAUCUCAAAUCCAAUUCAAUCAUAUCAUCAGUCUUUUGGAUCCGAGCCAAAUUACAUCCACCAUGAGGACCAUGGAAUGCAUUUGUUUGUCGCUCGGAAAACAGAACGAUUUCACUCCAAUUGUACGUCAAAACGGGUCAAAAUUGUCGAUUUGGGGAUUUUUUUUUUGAUUAAUUUUUUAUUUUCCGAAAUAUUUUUUGAUUAAUUUUUACAAGGAAAGUACUUUUAUGGGGCAUGGAGUGUCAAUAUCCAUGGAAAUAUGAGGGUCGCACUUUGAGCCCUUUUUUCUCUAACCGUCUCCUUAAUUCGCAAAGUGUCUCGUUCGCGAAGACCGUUGAAUAUCUUCGCGGAGAUUGUAAAACAAAAGCUAAAAUUUUUAGCACUUCAUUUAUGGCCUAGACAGGGGUUAUGGUCCAAAUUUCAAAGAAAUCCGACAUCCGAAGGUCGAUAAAUUACUGUAUCUCCAAAAAAUUUUAACAAGGAAAGUACUUGUAUGGGGUAUGGAGUUACAGGCCGAGUCAUAAAUCAAAAAAUCGCAAGAUUUUUCUGAUUCAGAAUAUGUAAAAAUUAGCUGCCCAAUUUUGGUUUGUAUGGGCGAAAAAAACCCUCAGAACUUUUCUCUCGCAACACCACGCAAAUGCCCCUUUUUUACAUUGGAACUGCUAAUUAAGGUGUAGUAUUAAUCAAAUUUGAUAUUUUAAGGCUUUUCAAGAUGCCAGGGUUUACUUUAGCUCAAAACAAAGCUUUUGAAUUGAUAAAAACUUGGUCAAAAAGGCAUCAAUUCAAAAGCUUUGUUUUGAGCCAAAGUACAAUGGGGGACCUGAUCCAGUGGCAAAAAAACUUUCCAUUUUGCAUCCAGAAAGUAUCAAAAAUAUGGCAAAAUGCUUCCCUCUCCAAGUGAAAAAGCCCGAUUUCAAAAGCGCGCCCACUUUUUUUUGAGGGAAAGGGCCUUCAAAACGCUGUUUUUUCGCUUGGAGAGGGAAGCAUUUUGCCACAUUUUUGAUACUUCCUGGAUGCAAAAUGGUGUAUUUUUUGCCACUGGAUCAGGUUCACUGUAAACCCAGACAUCUUGAAAAGCCUUAAAAUAUCAAAUUUGAUUAAGUCUACACCUUAAUUAGUAGUUCCAAUGUAAAUUUUCGUGGUGUUGCGAGUGAAGUUCUGAGGGUUUUUUUCACCUUACAAACCAAAGUUAGGCAGCUAACUUUUACAUAUUUUGAAUCAGAAAAGUUUUGCGAUUUUUUGAUUUAUGUCUCCACCUGUAACUCCAUACCCCAUAUAAGUACUUUUUUUGUUAAAAUUUUUUGGAGAUACUGUAAUUUAUCGACCUUCGGAUGCCGGAUUUCUUUGAAAUUUGGACUAUAACCUCUGUUUAGGCCAUAAAUGAAGUGCUAAAAAUUUUAGCUUUUGUUUUACAAUCUCCGCGAAGAUAUUCAACGGUCUUUGCGAACGAGACACUUUGGAAAUUAAGGAGAAGGUUAGAGAAAAAAGGGCUCAAUGUGCUACCCUCAUGUUUCUAUGAAUAUUGACACUCCAUACCCCAUAGAAGUACUUUCCUUGUAAAAAUUAAUCAAAAAAUAUUUUGGAAAAUACAAACCAAAAUUGGGCAGCUAAUUUUUACAUUUUCUGAGUCAGAAAAAUUUUGCGAUUUUUUUGAUGUAUGUCUCGACCUGUAACUCCGUACCCCAUAUAAGUACUUUCCUUGUCAAAUUUUUUUAUUUUUCGAAGUCUUUUUUGAUUAAUUUUUAAAAAAAAUCGUAUUUUAGCAAAAAUUCAAUCUCAUCAAAAUGCUGUACAGAUGCCUCCUUUUCGUCCAACCCAGCGACUCGAAACGUGUCAUAGACCUGGUCUUCUCAACCCUCAUGAAGCUGAUCUCAACCACACCCGAAGCCGAGCUGGCAGCAAUCCCGGAACUCCAGAAUUCCAUCGGAUAUUGGGUCGGAUGCCUGACCUACGACAUAAAAAGCUCGGAAAUUGGUGGGUAAAGGGUUUUUCGGAGGGAAAUGGAAGGUGUGUUUAGGUAAAAUACGGAAUAAAGUGGAGUUUAGGUCCUAAAUUGUUUUUCUCCACCGAUUUUUUCUUGGAAAAUGACGGAUUUCGCCAUUGAAGGUGGAAAUUUUUGGAUUUUGAAAAAAUUUUUGGAUUUUGAAAAAAUUUUUGUUGAUUUUUGCUCAUAAAAUGAUUGGAAUAGGAGGUAUGUUGGUUAUUGUGAAUUUUUAUGGCCUUGAAGCGGCACAAAUCAGCGAUUUUAUGCCAAAAAUUUUUGAGAAAUUGGCUUCGGAGACCGAAAUUUCUUGAAUUUGAGGGAAAAUACUCAAUUUUUUGGCAGUUUUUUUUUGAAAAAGGCUUGUAUUUUAUAGUGCUCGAUUGGGGUUAUGUUUUUUCAUCGGAUUUGAGCGAUUUUUUAGUGGAAAAUGGAAAAAAUUGGUUUUUAGCUCAAAAUUCCUGUAACUUUAAGAAUUUUUGGAAUUUUGAGUGGAUUUUUGUGUCAUUAAAAUCGGAAGAGUCUGUAUUUUAUUAUGUAUUUAUGGAGAUUUUAUUAUAGAAGCAAAAAUUUUUGGCGAAAUUUCGAUUUUUUUUUUUUUUUUUUUUUUGAAAUUUCCAAAUUUUUGUUCAAAAGCACACUUCAGACGUCUUUCUCCACAACGUGAAUGGUCCCUCAUCCUCGGUUCAAAAUUCGAAGGAGCUUUUGUGCGGCGACGAACUCCGAUUCCUCGACGAAAAGCCGAAACACAACGCAUUUAUGGACCGGAAAUGUUUCGCCGCCCGAUUUCUCUCCCCAAUUAUUGACACUCUCUACAGAUCCAACGUCCAAAUUCAAGAUCAGCCCCUUUAUUUGUCUCUACAACUCCAUUUCAUCCCGUAUUUGCGAAGCAACUCGCUUUAUCAGCGAAUGGGCGUGGCUUUGAUGCUGAAUUGUUGGUCCAGGAUGUUUAGAAGGGCGUUUAAUGCCCAAAAACAGCAGGUAGUUGAACAAUAAUUUUUCAAAAAAUUUUUUUGAAUAUUUUACAGCGGGUUUUUCCCCCUAUUUUCGCUUUAAAAUGACGUAUUUGUCAAUUAGAAGAAAGCUGCACUGUGCAGUGAAGACCGCACAGUGCAGUCUGUAUUAUACCGCACUGUGCAGUUAACCCUUUCUUUCUGCACAGUGCAAUCCCGAAAUUCCCUUUUGCACCGUGCGAAAAUUUGUCGCUCGAUCAUUCAAAAACAAUGCAAACGCGAACUCGCUGCACUUUUUUCUCGAUUUCGCACUGCAAGAAGAGCGACAAAAAACGCACAGUGCGUUUUGUGCGGCAAUUUUUGCACUGUGCAGUGAACACUUCCUUUCUGCACAGUGCAAACGCGAAGUUCCCUUUUGCACCGUGCGAAAAUUUGUCGCGCGAUCACUCAAAAAUGAAAUGAUUUUUUGUCCGUCAUUGUGCACUGUGCGAAAACAGCGACUUUGCACAGUGCAAUCCCGAAAUUCCCUCUUGCACCGUGCGCCAAUUUGUCGCGCGAGAAUUCAAAAACGAAAUGAAUUUUUCUGUCUCUCCCUCACAGUUUCGCACUGCAAAAAGAGCGACAAACAAAUGCACAGUGCAAUCCCGAAAUUCCCUUCUGCACCGUGCGAAAAUUUGUCGCGCGAUCACUCAAAAACGAAAUGAUUUUUUGUCCGUCAUUCUGCACUGUGCGAAAACAGCGAGUUUGCACAGUGCAAACGCGAAAUCGCUGCAUUUCCUCGCUGUUUCGAACUGCAAAAAGAGCGACAAAUAAACGCACAGUGCGUUUUGUGCGGCAAUUUUUGCACUGUGCAAUGAAAAAAUGAGUUGUUGGAGUUGCACAGUGCGACAGAAAAAAGGAGAGGAAAAUGUGCGCACAGUGCGGUGGGAAAAGUAAAGUUUGAUUUCGCACAGUGCAAAGGAAGAAUGGGGUUUGCACGGUGCGAAAGGUUGAAAAAAUGAUUUUGCACGGUGCGAAAGGAAAAAAGAUGAAUUUGCACGGUGCGAAAAGUAAAAAAAUGAAUUUGCACUGUGCGAAAGGUAAAAAAUUUGUUUUGCACUGUGCGAAAGGUUGAAAAAGAUGAAUUUGCACUGUGCGAAAGGCAAAAAAGAUGAAUUUGCACGGUGCGGAAGGCAAAAAAAGAUGAAUUUGCACGGUGCGGAAGGCAAAAAAUGUGUUUUGCACGGUGCGGUCAGAUUUUUUUUUGACUUUUUUUCUGUAGAAAGUAAUUUUUUGCACUGUGCAAAAAGUUGCGAAGUGAAAUUUGAUUCGAAAUUUUUUAUUUUUUCAGCAAUACCCGACAUUAAUUGUCGCGGAAUUGGAAAGGUUACUCCUUGAAGCCCCAACUCGCCCACCCUACGACGAACCGGCCACAAUGAUCAAGUCAUUAACCGCCGAAUGCAACGAAUUUCGACGUCAUUGCAUCCAAAAAGGCGUCCCUCACGACAAGUGCCCCGGAAUUGACCCACAAACCAAUGUCGAUGAGGCCAUAAAUGCCAUGUACAAUAUGUGCAAACCCUGUCUGAUCAAACAACAGGACCUUGACGCCCUAGAGGGACGGAGGAAAUACCUAAUUCAGAUGACGGAAGCCACAAGAUUUCAGAUUUUGACCAAUAAUAAUCGACUGAACGCACUGUGCGCCUCGACUUUGUUUUAUUUUGGCCACUGCUUGCCCCAGAUGACGCCCAUGAUCAAACCAUUGAUUGACGCGUUGAAUACGGAGGAUAAUGAGCUCAUCUCCGAGGAGAUUUUCUAUGACAGCUUUACAAUUUUGUUCAGCGUCACGCUGGAACGAAACCCAUGCCCCCAUCCAAAGGUCCUAAAACAACUUUCGAACGGACUCAUAGAGGAUAAAACCUUCAUUCCAAAAACGAAACAACUCGAAUCGGAUCAAAUUAUCUCCACCUCGAACCCACCACCGGCCCCGGUCACCAUCAGAGCCAAAAAUUGCGAAAUUGCCCUCAGGAAGUAUGCAGAACAAUUAGGUCAAAUCUCAACGCAAAUCUGCCCAAAUAUCGCGGAAUUUUUGAAAUUAAACCAGAAUUUGAAUGAUGAAACAGAGCUGGAGGUGUUUUUAACCAACCUUGAGUUCAUCCGGAUAUUAUCCAUGCCCAUGGGACAUCAACCGAAACCCGAAGAAAUCGCGAUUUUGAAGAUCGCCUUAGGCCAUACCGAUCCGGCUGUGAGAUUUCGGACUGCCAGGUGUAUCACAGAGCUGGCUGUCGCGGAUCUAGCAUUUGUACUGAACAAUUUUUUUGAGGAAGUUCGAAAAUUCUCGGAUCAGAUCGAUAGCAGUGAAAAAAGAGCGGGCGCAGUCGAAUUUCUGGCCAUUUUGGUCGCGAAAUUGGACCCCAAGGUCUUAAUAACGGCCGCUUCGUUGCUAGCCCCAUUGGCGUUGAAGAUGAUCACGGAUCAAGUUGAAGCAAUCAGAGAGCUGGCAGCUCUGGCGUUUGGGAAAUUGGUGGCCCUACUACAUCUUGAAGCGGUAGGAAAUUGUUUGAAAUUGAUUUGAGAACUUUUUGAGGGGUUUUGAAGACGUUUUUGAAACUUUUUGAAGGAAAAUCUGGAAAAAUGCGUAAAAAUUGAGUUUUUGCUGCCUAAAAUUGAGAAAGUUAGUUGGAAAUGGAGUGGAAAAUAAAUUUCAACUUGUUUUGAAGUAAUUGUAUGUAUUUUACCCGAGGAAAAACGGAUGAAAAUGAAGGAAUUUAGUCUUUUUUAGCAGCUGCUCCACCCAUUUUCCACUGAAAAAGUUUCGAAACAAAAAAUGAAAGGCGGUGAGAGUGUGCAUUGGUGGUUCAGUGGUAGAAUGCUCGCCUGCCACGCGGGCGACCCGGGUUCGAUUCCCGGCCAAUGCAAUUUGCUUUUUCCUUUGAAUUUCGAUGUUUUUUGAAUUGGACGGAAUAAUUUUUGAGUUGAUAGGGAUAUGUUGGGGAUGAGUGACGUUAGUUUUGUUGUUUUUGAUCAGUUUUUGUUAGAUUUAUUAGGAUUUUUUAGGAUACCGAGCCAUUGAUGACCCGCCUCACCCCCGAAUUGCAAAUUGAACUGGAGGAGUCGAAGGAUUUUGUCAACGUCCUCAGCCAACCUUCUAAACUGCCUGCACUGACGCAAGAACAAGUUCCCGGACUCAAACCAUCGAUCAAAUUGAGAGCAUAUCAACUGGAAGGAAUAACAUGGAUGAGGUAUGAGGAAUAUUUUUAUUGGGGUGGAAGAUGAUUUUAGAGUGAAAUUAAUUGAAUUUCCUGUGAUUUUAUGGGAUUUUACUAUUUUUUGACAUGAAAAAAAAUUUGGAAAAAUUUGAUUUUUUUUUUGAAUUUUUGAUUUUUUGAAAUUUUUGAGUAUUUUUGAUGACUGAGAUUGAUUGAGGAAUAUAUUUGAAGACGUAUUUUACUACUUAGUUUGAUUUUUCAUCUUUUAAUUUGCAAAAAUUUCAAAAAAAUUCAAAUUUUUUGUCAUGGAUAAUAUAAUUUUUUCAGAUUUCUCUCCCGUUUCGGGCUGAACGGAAUCCUGGCCGACGAUAUGGGCCUGGGAAAGACGAUUCAAACCCUCUCGGUCCUAUCUCUUCAUCGAAAAACCUCCCCUCGAUAUCCAUCUUUAAUAAUUUGCCCCCGAACUCUGACCAAUCAUUGGUGCAAUGAGUGGCGAAAUUACUUCCCCAACGAAAAGCCAAUGCAUCGAGUGGAGGUGGACGUGAAGAUUCUCCCAAAUUCGGAUGAAAUUGUCGUCAUGUCCUACGAGGAAUUGAGGACAAACGCAAAAAGAUUCAAGUGGGUCAUGGAUAAUAUAAAUUUGAUGUUUUGGCGGCGAAAUUGGUGGAUUAUUUGAUAGGAAUUGAUGUUUUUAGAUGGUUGGAGACAUUUUGAGACAUUUUUUGUGAUUUUUUUGGAAAUUUGAAAAAAAAAAUUUUUUUGAUUUUUUCAAAUUUUUUGAUUUUUUUUUUGAAAUUUUUGCUAUUUUUCAGCGACUUCCCAUGGAAAUUCCUGGUCCUGGAUGAAGGCCAUUGCAUCAGAAACCCGAACACAAACCUCUUCGAAGCCAUUAUGACCCUCAAAGCGAAGCACAAAUUACUUUUAUCAGGUACCCCGGUUCAAAAUUCCCCGGCCGAUCUUUGGGCACUCUUCAAAUUCCUAAUGCCCGGAUAUUUAUUCACUCGACAGCAGUUCCAACAACGAUUCUUGAAACCGAUUUUGGCAUGCAGAAACCCAAAGGCAUCCGAGGAACAGACGAAAGUAAGAAAUUUUGGUUUUUUUGGAUUUUUUUUUUUGAUUUUUUUUUGGAAUUUUGGGAAUUUUUGUGGUAGAAAAGGAAGAUUUGGGGGUUAUAAAAGGAAGAUGAGAAAAUUUAUCGAAUUUUUGAAUUUUAAAAUAGCAAAAAAUUGAAGAAAAAUGGAGGUUUUUUGGGAAAAUCGGAAUUUUUUUGAAAUAAAAAUUUUUUUCCGGGUAAAAUACGUAUUCUUAGGGUAUGAAAUCUUUUAAAUAUUACUAGAUUUUCGUUUGAGACCUCAACUUUUUCUUGACACCUCGAUUUCAAUAAAAAAUCUUCAAAAAAUAGGCUAAAACAAUAUAACUCUUUGAAAAAUCAUCAAAAAUAACAUGAAGUCCCCAUUUUCAGCAAGGCGAAGAGUCCCUCCAGCAACUGCACCGCCUGAUCUUGCCCUUUGUGAUGCGCCGCCUCAAGACGGACGUGCUGAAGGAGCUGCCGGACAAGGUGGUUCAGGACUGGGUCUGUCAACUAACCGAGGCCCAAAAACGGAUCUACCAAGCAGUGGUGGACCGCUGCUCUCUGGUGAAGAAAGAGAACGAAACAGAGGUGGAGAAGAAACGACGAUUGUCCCCAUUGCACACACUCAUCGCCCUCAGGCAGCUCGUCGAUCAUCCGGUCUUGAUUAAUGAGGUCCUGAAGAAAAUUGAAUACAGGACCCGGGAAUACGAUCCAAAUGGACAGAUGGACUAUGUAGGUGGUAGAUGGAGAAGCCUGUUGGAGAUUGGGUUAGAAAAAGUCGCGAAAGAUUGAGGUUGAAAUGAGAUUUUGAUCAAAAUUUUAAGACUACUGCCAAAAAAGAGAAUUUUUGGAAGAUCCAGAAAAUGCGUCAUGAUGACGCAUUUAAUUUGAGAUACAUUUUUUUUCAAUAGCUAAAUUGGAGUGUCUAUCAAAGUUGGAGUUGAAUUUGAAUACAAUUUUCAUUGUUUUAGGCCAUGGAAUUGAGCGGAAAAAUGAUGGCUCUAAAGGAGAUCCUCCAGGAGUGCCAAAUCGGCGACUCGGAAGACAAAGCCCCACUUGAUGAUGGAAAUACACCCUCUACAAGCGAUGUGCUAGAAGGUAGGAGGAUUUGAAGACGAUAUUAGGCUGUUUUUAUAAUUUUUUUGACAAUUUUUGUCAAGUGUAAUAUAAAUUUUUGAAAAAUUUUGAGGAUUUAUAAAGAAAAACUGUUAAUAAUAGUCUGAAAUUGGAUUUAAUGCUUCUAAAAUACGGAUUUCAGACCUGCCCGCCCUCACACAGCACCGCGCCCUCAUCUUUUGCCAAUGGCGAGCAUCCAUCGAUUUGGUCGCCAAAUACAUUGAUGAUGCGUCGCUGGGCGAGAAUAUCAAGUACUUGCGGCUGGAUGGGACUGUCGCACCGAAUGAUAGACAAGCGGUCGUGGAUAGGUUUAAUAAUGACCCUACAAUCGACUUGCUAUUGGUCACAACUCAUAUCGGAGGCGUUGGACUGACGCUGACUGGCGCGGAUGUGGUGAUUUUCUUGGAUCAUGACUGGAAUCCUGUCAAGGACUUACAGGUCAGUGAUUUUGAAGGUAUUUGGGGGAGAUUUGGAUAUUUUUUGAACGAUUUUUUGAAAAAAUUUGCUUUUUUUGGAGGUUAAGGCAGUAUAAGAAAAAGUGUAAAAAUAUCGAAGAUUUAUAGAGGGAGGUGGAUGAAAUUGAGCAUGAGCACUCUUAGAGGGGCCGUUUAUGUUGUCAGAGAAGGAUUUUUGAUAUUCACCCUCAGGGCAUGAAAUAUAGAUGUUUUAAUUUUUCGGAUUUUUUUGAGGAGUAGGUUUUAAAAUUGAUUUUUCUCAUUGAUCCGACCCUGGAAUUUGAUGAAAUUAGAGAAUUAGCACGUCCAUUAAGCCAUUCAAACAUUUUGGGAAGAAUUUUUAAUUUAUCGCCUCAGGGUGAAAAGAUAUUGGACCUCGAAAAUUUCAGAUUUUUUGAGAUUUUUUGGAGUCAUUGGUCAAAAAAGGCGUAAAUUUUUAUAGGUAAAAGUUUUUUUUCAGAAAAUUUACGUCGUAUUUUAGGCAGUGGAUCGUGCCCAUCGUCUUGGCCAGACGAAAACUGUCCAAGUUUUCCGACUGAUUACGCAAGGCUCGAUUGAAGAGAAAAUCAUGCAAUAUCAGAAGUUCAAGACGGACACUGCUAAUGUAAGUUGACUCAGAAUGUCGAGAAAAACAUGAGCUUUUAAUUUUUGGUAAAUUUUUUGACGAUUUACAGGGAAAUUUGCUAUUUUUUGAGCAAAAAUUGUUGAAAAUCCCCAUUUUUUGAGGAAUUUGGUUGUAAAACAAUGUUUUGUAGCAAAUUUCAACGAUAUCUUUGUCUUUAGGCCCUUGUCGGAGCAGAUAAUCGAUCAAUUUCAUCAAUGGCAACCGAUGAAUUACUUGAACUCUUCAAUUUGGCCGAAUCCGAGACCUCCAAACCCUCCGAACCAGCUCCAAAGAAAAAACGCGUUGCCAAGGAGCAGGCGGACCCAGCGAACCCAACGGAAUGGUCGAUGGAAGACCUCUGGGACUCCUCACAAUAUGAAGAAAAUCAUUCGAUUCAAGAAUUCAUGAAAAACGCGCUAUAG